GCGAGAGCAGAGACUCCCUUAAAUGUUCUUCACCUGUUCAAGUAUUGCUCGGUCUUUUUGUUAUCGACUAUUUUCUUCGUUCAUAUGUUUGAAAUUACAAUUCGAGUUUCGAUUUGUUUUGUUUUGUUUUGGCUCUUUGAGGUUUUCGAUUCUGUCGAUUUCUUAUAUACUUUUGUCCUUUGCGUCAUUCUACAUGGUUUUCCUGCUCUUCUCCCUAUUUAGUUUGAAUUUAUGUUAUGGGUUAUUUUCUUCAGUUGAUCAGGUCUUUUAGUUUGGUGUUACAGUGCUUUGAUUUUUCGUUACGGUUUUGGCGAAUUUUGAUUUGUCGGAUUGAGUUUCGAAUCCUUAAGUUAAAACCCUUUUGUAAAAUUAGGAUUUUCGUAUAACAACUAACAACGCUUUGGUUGAUGUUUGGCAGCUAAGAGGGUUUUAAAUAGUCAGCUGAGCUCAAAAUUGUAUAUAAAUGAAACUUACUCCCAUGUUUUGAUAUUCUUAUGGGUUUGACUUUUUAGAAAUUUCGUGAUACUAUACGAGAUGAGUGAGACUUGGUCUAUACUCUAUUCUCAAUUCUCAAAUACACCAGCCUGUGGGAAUUUUCCAGGAAUUUAUGGGGAUAAAGGGUUUGACUUUUUAAAACAUUCUUCUCUCAAUGUAUAUGCUGAAUGUGCUUUCAUAAUUUCUCCAAAUCGACUUUGCUAGAGAUCAAACAAGAAAAGAAAAAAAAGAGAACUUUUUCAUCGUUCAUGAUUAAAUUCUGCUACAAAAAGUGUUUUUUUUUUUUUUUUUUUUAUUCUAGUUUGAGAAAAAUAAGUGAGACUUUGGUUUAGAAAUUAUAGAUUGGCUGGUUCUUGUGCUUCGGUUUUAAUCUUCCAUCAUGUCUGCGUCUUCAUCUUCUUCUUUGUUGGCCUCUGGCCAGUGGAAAUACGACGUCUUCCCAAGCUUCAGCGGUCAAGACGUCCGCCGAAACUUUCUCAGCCACUUGCUCUGUGAAUUCAAGCGCAAGGGAAUCAACUCGUUUGUAGAUGAUCAAAUCAGGAGGAGCGAGUCCAUCGGCCUGGAGCUCGUACGAGCUAUAAGAGCAUCGAGGAUUGGUCUGGUCAUCCUCACAAAGAACUACGCUUCUUCAAGCUGGUGUUUAGACGAGUUGUUGGAGAUUAUGGAUUACAGUCAAAAGGUGAUGACAGUUUUCUACGAUAUAAAUCCAUCUGAUGUAAGAAAACAGAGGGGUGAUUUCGGGAUGGCCUUCGAGAGAACUUGUGAGGGUAAAACAGAGAAGGAGAAGCAGAGAUGGAGCCAAGCUUUGACUAAUGUUGCUAACAUAGCCGGCGAGCAUUCAGAUAAAUGGGAUAGCGAAGCUGCUAUGAUGAUAAAAAUUGCCACAGAUAUCACUAACAUGCUGAACUUCACACCGUCAAGGGAUUUCGAUCAUUUAGUUGGCAUUGAAGCUCAUAUGGCAAAGAUGAACUCUUUGUUAUGUAUGGAAUCUAAUGAAGUGAGGGUCGUAGGGAUGUGGGGUCCUGCAGGAAUUGGCAAAACCACAAUUGCUAGAGCGUUGUACAACCGAGUUUCCGGCGACUUUCAGCUUAGUGUUUUUAUGGAAAAUGUCAAGGGAAGUUACAACAAGAGUGACAGCUACAGCUCCAAGUUGCGGUUGCAAGAACAGUUUCUCUCUGAAAUGCUCAACCUCAAGGAUAUGAGGAUAAAUCAUUUAGGUGUGGCGGAGGAGAGGCUAAACUCCCGGAAAGUGUUUAUCGUUCUUGAUGAUGUCGAUCAUCUAGAGCAACUAGAAGCUUUAGCAAAUGAACCUCGGUGGUUUGGUGCCGGAAGUAGGAUUGUUGUGACCACUGAGCAUAAACACCUUUUCAAGGUGCAUGAUAUCAACCAUAUUUAUGAGGUAGAUUUUCCCUCCUGGAGUGAAGCACUACAGAUCUUUUCUCAAUCCGCCUUCAAACAAGAUUCUCCGCCGGAAGGAUUCAGGGAUCUUGCAGUUGAAGUUACACAGUUCACUAAUCAUCUGCCACUGGGACUCUGUGUUUUAGGCUCAUCACUGCGAGGUAAAAGCAAAACUGAGUGGUCACAUCAACUGCCUAGCCUAAAAGCCAGUCUUCAUGGUGACAUUGAGAAGAUAUUAAAAGUCGGCUAUGAUAGCUUAGGUAAUGGUGAUAGGUAUAAAAUGAUAUUUCUCCAUAUCGCAUGUUUAUUCGAUGGUGAGAAAGAGGAUCGGGUGAUUCAGCUUCUUGAAAAUAGCAUUCCUGGCAUUAAAUAUGGGAUUUCUGUCCUUGUCGAAAGAGCGCUUUUGUAUAUAUCAAGCGGCAAACGUAUCAUGAUGCACCAUUUGCUUCAACAAAUGGGAAGAGGAAUCGUACGUAGACAAUCUGCUCAUGAGCCUGGGAAACGUCAAUUCCUUAUAGAAUCUCAGGAGAUUUAUGAUGUUCUUGCUGAUGACACUGGUACAGCAAGUGUUUUAGGCAUAUCGUUCAACAUGUCUGAUGAAAGCCGCGAGUUGCUCCUAGGAAAGAGAGCCUUUCGUGGGAUGCAUAAUCUCCAGUUUCUAAGAUUCUAUAAAAAAAAGUCCGAUAAGGCCAAACUGCAUUUACAUGAAGGUUUGGAUUGUUUGCAACUACCUCGUACACUCAAGUUACUUCACUGGGAAGCAUGUCCUAUGAAACAUAUGUCUUUUCGGUUUCGUCCAGAAUGUCUCAUUGUAAUCAAAAUGAAAGAGAGCAACCUGAAGAAGCUCUGGGAAGGAGUCCCAAUUCUUAGAAGUCUCAAAAAGAUGGAAUUGGGUGGCUCCACUAGCCUGGAAGAACUUCCUGACCUUUCAGAAGCAAUGAAUUUGGAGCAUUUGAAUUUGCAAAAUUGCCACAGUUUGAUGAAGCUUCCUCCCUCUAUCUGGAAACUUAGUAAGUUGGAUUUCUUACACCUUGAAGCCUGCAGAAGCUUAGAGCCUCUUCCAGCAAACUACCCGUUGCACUCUCUUAGUUACCUCAACGUUAGCAACUGCCCACAGCUCAAAGAGUUUCCAGAGAUUUCUACUGAAAUCGAACAUCUCGAUGCGUCCUCCACCGCGAUACCAGAAGUGCCUCCAUCAAUAGACUCAUGGUUCUCUCUUCAUACAUUGGAUAUGAGUGAAUGUGAGAACCUCACAGAGUUUCCACUUGUUCCGUCCACCGUCUCCGAGUUACAUCUGGAUUCAACAGAUAUACAAGAAGUUCCUCCGUGGAUCUCGGAUCUCUAUGGGCUCACGCAGUUCACCAUGUUACACUGUACGAAGCUGCGAAAGAUCUCGCCAAGGAUUUGUGAGUUGGGACAACUCGAGCUACUUAAUUUUAAUGGCUGCAUAAAUGUAGAAAAAUUCCCUGCAGAAAUGUUCCAGAGCUUCUCUUUAUCACAUGGCUUGGAUUUGUCCCUGGACUUCAUUGGCAAGAACAGUUUACCUACGUUUCCGCCUGAGGAGACCCACGAUUUCCCGUUACGCUUGAAUUUGUUUGGGAAUGAUUUUGAGAGUAUCCCACAUCACGUUGUACCGCAGGUUUAUUCCAUUAGCCUUACAGACUGCAUAUAUCUCCGGUGGCUGCCAGAGCUUCCGGGCUCGCUGUCAGAACUGGACGCAAAUAAUUGUGUCUCUCUUGAAAGUUUGUCUCCGACCUUUGGCUCAUCUCACGACCCAAAGCUCGUCCUCAGGCUCGUUAACUGCUCGAAACUGGAUCAACGAGCGCGUAAACUAGUCAUCCAGCGAUGGGCUUGUGGGUAUGCGGUACUACCUGGUAGCAAAGUGCCCAACUACUUUACUCAUCGAGCUAGAGGAAGUUCUCUAACCAUCAAUAUAGACCGGAGGAAGUUAUAUGGAUCGUUGAGAUUUAAAGCUUGCGUUGUGCUCCCCCGGAGUAAUAAGUUUGAUGUUGUGAAUUUUAGGCGUUUCAAAAUUUCUUGCUACGUCAUAGGCAGACACUCCACCACUGUGUAUAAAUGGCCGGAGAUAUAUGCACACUGUCGGCUUCAGGAGAGCCAUCUGUUUAUACUCAACUCUUACCUCACGCUGGAGGAAGACAACAUCCCCGAAAGCGAGAUAUUUUUUUACUUCAAAUGCUUGGAGAGUAAAGAGUAUCCGGUGACUGUAUCCGCCAAUAUACUGCGAUGUGGUGUAAAACUCUUGGAGCCUUGUUCUUGCGAAUAUGACAGGAAAGCACACCCUGAGUUAUCGACUUUUCCACUUGAGGACGAUGAAGGCAACAUCAACAGCAUUGGAGAGACAAGUAGAAGCAAGAAACGAGAGCGGUCCAGUGUUGCAGAGGGACCUGAGAGGUCAAGCAAGAAUCUGAGAAUUGGAUGAGUGGAAAUCUGAGAGGUCAAGCAAGAAUCUGAGAAUUGGAUGAGUGGAAAUCUGAAGAUACUAACAUUGCAUUUCUAAAAAUUCUGAUGUUAUGUGUGACUCAAGUUUUGUUCAUUAACAGCUUGAAGGAAAUACAAGAGGUGCCGAUAUUCAAAGCUCUUGUUUUAAAGCCAACAUUGCAUAACUGUUCCAUGUCUUUUAGAAAAAAACAAGCUCUCUUCUGAUUAGAAGCAAACAAAUUUAAUUGGAAAAUCUUGUUCUUUUUUUCUGUAAUUAAAUGUUACAGAUGACAAAAAAAUUGCGUGUUGUAACUUGUAAGCUAUAUAUAUAUAUAUAUACAAAUCUGAUUGUUCCCUUUG
Molecule: messenger RNA, 4692 nt
Organism: Thlaspi arvense
Lineage: Eukaryota; Viridiplantae; Streptophyta; Magnoliopsida; Brassicales; Brassicaceae
Source: the annotation of a GenBank genome assembly